Schistosoma mattheei is the source of this 2251-nucleotide messenger RNA. The record is from the annotation of a GenBank genome assembly. Lineage: Eukaryota; Metazoa; Platyhelminthes; Trematoda; Strigeidida; Schistosomatidae.
AUGAAAGCAGAAGAUGAUGAAGAAUUACUACUUCAAUGUAGAUGGCAUAAUUGUUGUCAAUCUUUCCCCAACUAUAUUCGAUUACAUGUACAUUUCCUUGAAUGCCACUUGAAUAAUGUACCUGAGCUUGUCUGUCUAUGGGAUUCUUGCCAGAAAAAGGAUAUAUUCCAGGAACAAAAUCAGUUAUUGCGUCAUACACUUCUACAUAUAUUUUUUGAAGAUUGCAUAGUAAAUACUAAUAAGCUUCUUAAAGCCCAUCAUAAGGCUUGGAAUUUUGUAUGUUGUGGAAUAAGUUGUCAGAAACCUGCGUAUCUUCAACGAUCAACAGAAACAUUCUUAUGGAAUACCAUAAUUUUGAAUAGAGGUUUCGAAUGUCAAUGGAAAGACUGUGAUUACACUACGAAUUCAGCAUAUCUAUUCAUCGAGCAUGUUAAGGAGCAUGAUUUUCCGUAUGGUAAUGAUAAAAAUAAUGAUGAUUGUGACGAUGAAGAUGAUAAUAGUAAUACUAAACUAACUUGUUUAUGGCAAUCAUUGAGUGUGGAUUCAUUGACCAUCUCAGAUCAGUCAAUAUGUGGUUCUAUAAGCAGAUGUCGUUCACAUUUUCAUCGUCAUGUACGUCGUCAUACUGGAUUACCACGUUACAUCUGUUCUAAAUGUUAUGUGUGUUUUGCAGAAUUUAUCAAUUUUAAGGAGCAUUUUACAUGGAGUUUAGUUAAAGAUUGUCGGAAUGUGGUCAAAUUUAAUGGAAUAGAUGAAAAUAGUACCAAUUGCCCAAUAUUAUUGAAGUUAAUGGAUGAAUCUUCGCCUUUUCCAAAACAUCUUGAAGGUACAACUAUAUUUCAAUGCCCAACGUGUAUAAAAGUCUUUAUUACUAAGGAAGGUUGGACUUCUCAUAUACGUGAAUGCUCAAAUUCAUUAAACAAAGAGACUGCUGUUAACACUAAGAAAUUGGAUUGUAUUUCACUUUCCCGUAAACAUGUUUCUAAACCAUAUUUUAAAAUAGCUUCGAUUAAUAAACUAUCAGAAGAAAACUAUGAAUUUUAUUGUCAAGUUCAAGGUUGUUCUUAUAAAUCUACAAAAUUAUCCGCUUAUCGUGCUCAUUAUAGACGUUAUCAUCUAAGUAGUAACCCUGAUGGUUUAUGGUAUUCUUGUCAUCUUUGUUCAUCGUAUCAAGCGCGUAAACCAUUUACAAUUACACAUCAUUUAAAAUCUGUGCAUUCAUUGAAACCGCCUGAUGGACGUUCACGUUUCACAUAUUCUUUUGAUGAGUGUAGUCAAACUUAUCAGUUAGCUGGAAAACCACCAGCUCCAUGUACUGUUCAAGUAGCUCUCUAUAGUAAUAAUAAUAAUAUAGGUACCACUGGUCCUCUAGCACCGGACCUCGAUGAAAUUAUUGGCGGUUCAGAUGAGGAAAAUCACUCUGAUGAAGAGUUGCUUACAUCCGCUGAAUUACUGAAACGUUUUUAUAAGAUAUGGCAAAAUGAAAAACUUGCUCCUGUACUAUUAACUGCACAUUCUGACCUGUUAGGUCUUAUUCAAGCUGAAGUGAAUCAGUUGGAAGCUGAAGCUAAAGCCUUACCAGCUGGUGAUUUGAAAGCUCAAAUUAAACGAAUUCAAGUUGAAAGAAUCCGAUUUAUCAUGGUUGAUUACAUGCGUAUUCGAAUGAAAAAGAUUGAACGAUUUGCUGAACAUAUUUUAGCUGAAGAACGUUCACGUAAUUCAAAUGAAUUACCACAUUUGACAGUGGAAGAAUAUCUUUUUGCAAAAUCGUAAAUUUUCAGUGAUUUUCUGUUGUUUUUUUAUUAUUAUCAGAAUGAAAGAAUCAGUUAACUAAUUAUCAUUAUUUUAGAUAUUCAAAUAGUAUUCGAGAAUAUUUGAAAACUACAAUUAUUAAUCGUUUACCAGCUAAUAUGCAGUCUAUUAAAGACGAAGAGUUAACUUUUCAUCCAAACCCAAACAGUUAUGUAUUUUGUCAGUCACUGAAGAAAAUUGAUUUUAUAGAAGUAUUCGAUCAUAGUUCAAAUGGAACUCAAACUGCGGUAUCACUUACCUUGGAACCUGGCGCUCAACAUCUCCUACCAUACAGUUGCAUUCGGCCGUAUGUAGAAGGUGGCGAUGUUAUUUUAAUCUAAUAUUUAACUGGAUUGAGUUCUCACAAUUAGAUUCUAUUUUUCUAGCAACCGUUUUUGUUUGAUGUGUUUGUGUUUAAAUUGUUUUUUGUACCAAACUAUACUAUAAUUUAUGCAAUGCA